This is a messenger RNA of Diabrotica balteata, 2695 nucleotides long. Lineage: Eukaryota; Metazoa; Arthropoda; Insecta; Coleoptera; Chrysomelidae. The record is from the annotation of a GenBank genome assembly.
GUCAAUGUCAACAUAUCAGCUGUUCAUUAAAUAUUUACAAUUUUUUCUUAAUAAUAAAUAAUAACUCAGACACAUAUAAAUAAUAAUAUUACGGAUGUAAUAUUUUUUCAUAAUGGUAGAGCAAGACACUGUUUUUACGUCUUUAGACAGUCUAUGUCGAACAUGUUUAAAUGAAAAAACUGCAGAUGAAUUAAGAUCCUUGUCUGAGGGUUCCCUGAGGCAAGAAUUGAAAGAAAUCACUUCAAUUGAGGUCCAGGAAAAUGAUGGUUUACCAUAUGGAAUCUGCAGCAAUUGCUGUUACACUUUAAAUGUAGCAGUUAAUUUUAAAACUCAGUGUUUGAAGUCUGAUAGUCAUUUAAAAGCAGUAUUAUUUCCUGUAGAAUCGACAAUUAUAUACAAAUCUAUUACCAUAUUGGACAAUAACAACUCCAAUGAUCUUUGCUUGGAGAUUUAUGAUGAACAAGAUGUCUCUAAGGCAAAUAAUAUUGAAUUUGAGGCAGAUAAUAGAAUACAAAUAAUAAAUAACUUUGAUAAUAGUAAUAAUAUAAGAAAAGUAUCACAAAAUAUUGAAACGGAUGUGACCAAUCCUGCAGUAUUGGAAAAUGUAUCAAACACUAACAAUCAAUCAGUUAUAAAAUUUUAUCCAAAAGUAAAAACAAAAGAAGCUAGUCAAAGGAAUAAGUCGAAAUUGUUUCGCUGUGAAAUUUGUAAUAAAGAAUUUAUAUUUGAAACCACUUUAAGAUCACAUUUGGUGACUCAUGGUAAAAAAAUAGCUUGUGAAGUUUGCCAUCAACAGUUUAGCGUAAUGAAAAUCUACAAGUCUCAUAUGAUAUCCAAACAUCCAGAUUAUCGUCCAUACAAGUGUGCCCACUGUAACAAAGAUUUUGCUGCCUCUUAUACUUUAAUUAAACAUAUGAGAAUACAUGGAGGCGAACGUAAACACCUUUGUACAGUGUGUGGCAAAAGAUUUUAUGAGCAAAGUCAUUUACUGAUACAUUCAAGAGUCCAUACUGGUGAGAAACCAUUGAGCUGUAUGACUUGUGGAAAAAGAUUUACAAAUCGGCCCGGAUUGGUAGCUCACAAUAAAGUACAUACAGGAGAGAAGAAGUAUCAAUGCAAUACAUGCGGUAAAAGAUUUGCCCACUCAUUUGUUCUGACAGCUCAUAAGAGAGUGCACACUGGAGAAAAACCAUAUAAAUGCAGUACGUGCAAAGCUUCAUUCGGUACUUCAUCAUACUUAAAAAUACACGAGAGGAUUCACACGCAGGAAAUGCCGUACAAAUGUGAGACCUGCUCGAAGUCAUUUAUAAGCAAAAGUCGACUAUUUUCUCACCAGGUUGUUCACAGUAAAGAGAAAUCAUAUCAGUGUUCAAUUUGUGGAAAAACCUUCAGUCGAUCUAGAGAUCUACAAGUUCACAUACGAUCCCACACAGGUGAAAAGCCCUACGCUUGCGACCAAUGCGACAAACGUUACGUAACUUCCAGUAACUUAGCCGCCCAUAAAAGAACGCAUCUGGGCAUCAAAAACUACAUUUGUUCUACGUGCGGUAAAGCGUUCGGGGAUCCCAGAACGUUGAAGGGACACUAUAGAAUACACACCGGAGAAAAACCGUAUCUGUGUAAUAUUUGCGGAAAUAGCUAUUCGCAGUCGGGGCAAUUAUCCGUCCAUAAAAGAGUUCAUGAAAACAAGAAUAAGGAGGCCGUUAUUAAUUUGGAAAAGGAUGUGGUUUGGUGCAAUGUAUCGGAGUCCGCUAGAAGCUAGGUUUAUUAUGUAUUGUAUGUAUUUAAUAAAUAAAAAAUAUAUUUUUAAUUUUCACAUUUUUGCAGUUAAAGGUAUAUUUAUUUUUCUCAUGCACAUCGUAAUGUAGAAUAUUUGAGCUCCAACGAGAUUUGAUUAUCCUUAAAACCAAUUCCGAGUCCUUAGAUGUAAAGAAAAAUUGUUUUUGGUGCCUCUAAAACUAUUAAAUUGGUGAGUCAUUACAAAUAUGUAUGGACUCCCUAGAUGGUUAAAAAAGCGUUUCAUUGGAAUGACUUCGUUCGUAUUCGAAAAAGUCCUUCGAAAACUUUUUGAGAGAAUAUUUUUAGACUGAAUUUUCUAUGCUUACCAGCACCAAAUUCAGUUGUAAAGUUGUGUUAGACACUAGGUUAGGUUAUUUUCGUCUUAAUUAUUAUUUUCAAAGCUGGAUACAAAUCAAUCUUGGCUAUUUUGAAUAUAUGUACUUGAAUAAUGAAUAAAACACUUUCAAAGACAAAUUUAUAUAAUUUUGAACAUUAAUAUUUGGUGUAAUAUAUAAAUUAAAGAAAGAUCUUGUUCAACGGGUAAAAUAGGGAGCGAAUUUUUUUUAAGAUUGUUUAGAUAAUCCAUUUUAAAAAAUAUAAACAAAAUAUAAGAGUUAUAUCAACUGAAUGUGAAGUAUCUAACUUAAAAAUAUUAAAAAUCAUAGUUUUACGAACGUGCAUUUAACGAGGCACGUAUAAUGGUUGCAUCUCGAAACAGCACCUCAUGCUUCCAUGCGACGGCGUCUCGAAAGCGACUCGAUAUUUCGAGAAAGAUCAGUCGCGUACGCCUACAGGUGGGAACUUUCUAGAAAAUAGUAACUUUGGUAUAUAUAUGUAACGAUCUUAGCAAUAAGUUUAGUUGAUAAGAUAGUAUCGAACUGUAAAGUUAUAAAUAAAUAUAUUUAUAUAAAUUCGA